Messenger RNA from Drosophila miranda, 8316 nucleotides. Its product is annotated as sodium channel protein 60E. Gene Ontology annotation, biological process: sodium ion transmembrane transport; neuronal action potential; membrane depolarization during action potential. The record is from RefSeq and is a predicted model, not a curated record. Gene Ontology annotation, cellular component: voltage-gated sodium channel complex; plasma membrane. The transcript has 23 exons. The coding region runs from base 50 to 7510 and encodes 2486 amino acids. NCBI's taxonomy places the organism in Eukaryota, Metazoa, Arthropoda, Insecta, Diptera, Drosophilidae. Gene Ontology annotation, molecular function: voltage-gated sodium channel activity; protein binding.
UUAUUCAGCCCUAAUUCGGCGCUGCGUCCACGAGCAAUAUAGUUUCAAUAUGAUUCUUCUUAUUCUGCUGACAUUUCAGACAUUCUGUGUGGUUUCGAAACGCUUUCGCAAGAACUACAUCCAUCGUUUCACAGGCACCAAGAGCCUAUUCCUCUUCCAUCCAUGGAGUCCAGCGCGGCGCGUGUGCGUCUAUAUCGCAACGAACCAAUUUUUCGACUACUGCGUCAUGGCCACCAUUCUGUUCAACUGCAUUUUCCUUGCCAUGACCGAGACGGUGGAGGAGGCUGAGUACAUCUUUCUGGCGAUUUACUCCAUCGAAAUGGUGAUCAAAAUCAUUGCCAAAGGCUUUCUGCUCAACAAGUACACCUAUCUGCGCAACCCAUGGAAUUGGCUAGACUUUGUGGUCAUAACUAGUGGCUAUGCCACCAUUGGCAUGGAGGUUGGCAACCUGGCGGGGCUGCGUACCUUUCGCGUGCUGCGCGCUCUCAAGACGGUUUCCAUCAUGCCCGGACUUAAGACAAUUAUCAACGCGUUGCUUCACUCCUUCCGUCAACUGGCGGAGGUCAUGACGCUCACCAUCUUCUGUUUGAUGGUCUUUGCCCUCUUCGCCCUGCAGGUCUAUAUGGGCGAGCUGCGCAACAAGUGUGUGCGCCACGUGCCCUCCGAGUGGUCCAACGUCUCCCAUCUCGACUGGCAUAUGUGGGUCAACGACACGGACAACUGGCUAUUCGACGAUGAGGAGAUGCCCGUGCUUUGUGGAAACUUGACGGGCGCCCGUCACUGCCCAUUCGGCUAUAUGUGCAUCUGUGUCGGCGAGAAUCCCAAUCAUGGCUAUACCAACUUUGACAAUUUCAUGUGGUCAAUGCUAACGACCUUUCAGCUGUUUACAUUGGACUACUGGGAGAAUGUCUACAAUAUGGUGCUAGCAACUUGUGGUCCAAUGAGUGUCAUAUUUUUUACGGUGGUUGUGUUUUUUGGCUCAUUCUACUUGAUUAACCUGAUGCUAGCCGUUGUCGCGUUGAGUUACGAGGAGGAGGCGGAGAUAACAAACGAGGAGCGGAAAAAGGAUUUGCUGGACCAUCGGGAUGAUUCCACGUUCAGCUUUGAUCCAUCCGUGCUGAAUGUUAAGAAAUUUAACAAGAACAACAAUAAGAGGAUCGACUCCCGCAAGGGCGUCCUCCUGGCCUCGUACAGCAAGAAGAAGACGCGCCGAAAAAAGACCAAAGGCGGAAAAGAGACUAAUGGCAAUGGGAAUGGGAACGGCAGCAAUGGCCAUAAAAACGAUACCAACAAAUCCCCUUCCGCCACGCCCAGCCCGGGACCAAGUCCGCGACAUAGUGCCACGGAGCGUCCCUCCGCCCUCACGCGGCAGGCUCAGAAGCAAUACAAACAGAUAGAGCAGCAGCAGCAGCAGCAUCAUCAGAAUCUGCUGGCCAAGGUGCCCGCCGCUGCUACGCCCAAGAACCGCAUUAGCUUCCAGGAGGAGCCGCAGAAGAACGCCAACAUGCUGUACCCCUCGGACAACAAGGGCCAGCUCAUCGCCAGCAGCCGUCAGACGAGCUACAACUCAAGUGGCGUCAAUCGCGAAUCCUCGCAGGAUGAUUCCGGGGUGGUCGACGAUCACGAGGAGCAGGAUCCGGCCAACGAGCUGGGCCACGUGUCCACCGUGGAGUUGGCCCUAUCCCCGCGUGAAGUGCGCCUCAUCAAGUGCAAUGGGAACAUAGCCCGCAUCAAGAAUCAUAAUGUUUAUGCCCUGCAUCAGGAGUUCUCCUCGGAGGUGGUGGUUAUCGAUGAUCUUCCCGACCGCAACUGCAAUCGCUGUGUCCACUGCUGCGCCGACUACGAGAGCUGGCUGCAGUUCCAGAACUGCCUCUACAAGGUGGUGAGGGAUCCGCUCUUCGAGCUGGCUAUCACGCUGUGCAUUGUGCUAAACACAGCCUUUCUGGCUAUGGAGCAUCACGGCAUGAGCGAGAGCUUUCGCAAUGCCCUGGAUGUGGGAAAUAAGGUUUUCACGUCCAUUUUCACCUUUGAGUGCAUUGUGAAGCUGAUGGCCCUGUCCAAGGACUUUUUUCUGUGCGGCUGGAAUAUAUUUGACCUGCUCAUUGUCACGGCCAGUUUGCUGGACAUCAUCUUCGAGCUGGUCGAUGGCCUUAGUGUCUUGAGGGGACUGCGACUGCUGCGUGUUCUAAAGCUGGCCCAGUCGUGGACCACAAUGAAGGUGCUGCUGAGCAUUAUCAUAUCGACAAUUGGGGCGCUGGGUAACCUCACGCUGAUCUUGGUCAUAGUCAUCUAUAUAUUUGCCGUCAUUGGCAUGCAAUUGUUCUCCAAAGACUACACGGCGGAAAAGUUUGACCCAGAUCCAGUUCCAAGAUGGAAUUUCAAUGACUUCUUUCACUCAUUCAUGAUGAUCUUCCGCAUAUUGUGCGGGGAAUGGAUCGAGCCGCUCUGGGACUGUAUGCGAGCCGAAGAAGAGCAAGGUGCCUCCACAUGCUUCGCCAUAUUUCUGCCAACUUUGGUCAUGGGAAACUUCAUGGUGCUCAACUUGUUCUUGGCCUUGUUGCUUAACAGCUUCAAUUCUGAGGAGCUCAAGUCGAAGAAAGAGGAAGUGGGCGAGGAGUCUAAGCUGGCGAGAAGUAUCGAACGGGUGCGGGAUCUGAUAAGGAAGAAGCGGCAAGAGCGUAAGGAUCGUAAAGAGCGAAAGUUUGCCGAGAAGUUCCAGCAGAUCGUGCUCGAGGCCCAGGCCCAGGCCCACGCUCAAAGUCAGGGUCAGGCACAGCUCCAUUCCACGGGGGGAAUGGAGAUGGACAAGUCUAAUCUGUUGGCCGAGACUAAGUUCCAUAGAUUGAGCUACCAGGAAUCUUUGAAUCGGCCAGUCUCGGGCUCUGACUUUGGCUUCCAGAUCCCCUUGAGGGACGGCCUGCACACAAUUGUUGAUGGCCUCGAGUACGACGAAGCCUCGGAUGUGCCCGAGCAGAUCCAGCUACAGGAUCAGCCACUGCCACCAAUUACAGACUCGCUGCCGCCCACCUACGAGACCGCCAUCAUGUCUGCCCACAGCAACAACCUAACUCCGUUCGCCCUGGCGGAGCGAUGGCUGCAACACCAGAUCUCCUCGGGGGUGAGCACCCAGCAGAACGACUCUAGGGACGAGGCCACCUACACGGAGUCGAUCGAUCUGCGUCUUCUGGGCCAGUACAACUCCACGGACACGGAUCCAUAUGCCAACGACCAGCGAAGUGGCUCUUUCAACCACGGAGACUCUUUUCAGGAUAACUCCUCGCGGCGCUACGGCAGCGAAGAGCACGACGAGGCCUACCUUAAGUACCAGAAAUCGUUGCUAACCCGCUCACCCAGCUACAGGAAGUCUCUGGACCGACUCUUACAGUCCAGCGGUCACUCUCAGCGCUCGCUGCUCAAGUCGGAGGAGGCGGAGAUGCGAAGGCACUCUAGUGGCCACUCCCUGAACUCCAUAUCGAUCGAGCACGACGAGCUGCUCUCGCAGCAAGGGAAUCUGCGCGAGGAGCUUCUCAAUUGCGAGCAGAAGGAGCUCUUUCAGUUCCUCCAGGAGGAUAACGAGAUGCCGAAGUCCAAUCUCAGCUACAUUUCGUCGAACCUCAUGCGGUCGCGCCGAUCCUCCAGCCAGGGACAUCAGGAGAGCGAGGCGCUGGUGGAGCACUCGGAGUUCGAUAACAUCAUCCAGAGCUUCGAGAAGGAGUUGGAGGAGAUCAAACGCUCGACUACGUCGCUGGAGCGCAAGCUCUCCACCCUAUCAGAGCCCUCGCCGGCGGCCGACGAGGCCACCAAAGCGAUCAUGGAGCACAUUGCCAUUAUCACGGGCGCCUCGGAGCGCACAGCCGUCGAUGAGGUAGUGCAUCCACACAAUCCUUAUGACAGCUACGACCUAUCUAGCGUUCCGAGACGCUCCCAGUCCGUUAGCUCCACCGCCCAGCGGCAGUCCGUGAAGAUAAAACGCCGCCGCCUGGAGAAGCAGCGCAAGAUCGACGAGGACUUUAGCAUAUCGAAUGAAAUACGCAAAAUCUGUGAUCAAAUCCAUGCGCCUUUCGUGGCCAUGGAGGCCAUGGCAGUGGCAGCCACCAGCCAAGGUCCAGGCGCCAGCCAGUCGCCCUUCACGCGCCGCAAGUUCGACCCAUUCACGGUUCAAUUCGAUCGCUUCAAACGGUUGUCGCUGAUCGAGCGGCUAGAGGAGCUGCCGGAGGAGGAAAAGCCAAUCUCCACGCUACGCAUCGAAUCGGAGAAGAUGCCGCGCAAGUUUCUCAACAGCGACCAGCUGCGCCUGGACAGUCUCUCGCUCAAGAGUACCAACUCCUACGAGAACCUGCUCAUCCAGAAGCAGAAGCUUGUUCUGCCAUUAUCCACUGGUGUACCCGCCACGCCACCCACCUCCUUGAAGUCGAGCCUUGAGCCACCGACACUGGCGCAAAUUUCAUCGCUAAAGGUCACGCCCACGCCCCCGCUGGCCGCCCUCACCGAGCACCAGCAGCACUUUCAUGCUACGAGCAUCCAAACGGCCCCCUCUCAUGGUCACGGCCAAAGGCACACCCAUGGGUCUGGCCAUCGGCACGGCAAUGGCCACUCACAAGCACACCCAACGGCAGGACAGAGGCGACGCCCCAUGGAGCAUCCACAAUCGACUUUAGACAAAGCCGCUUCCUUCCAGUCCGCGCGCACCGAGUCGCACAGCUCGGGCGCCGCCGACACCAGCUCGGCCCUGGCCCUGGCUCUCGCCCACACCCACAAGACUGAGCAAUCCGAUCAGCCGGAAAAGGCGGCACAGAAGCCGGCGGCAUUCACUCGACUGACCGAAAAACCAUGGCAUUGUUUGGUUUCCUACGUAGACGACCUCACCGUCGGUGGGAGACGUAACUCGCAGGGCGCUUACAAUGAUCCCAUGACUUUUCCGAGCUAUAAGCAGGCGAAGCCGCCGAAGGUGCCAGAUGACUGCUUCCCCCAGAAGUGCUACGAUCACUUUUACUUCCGCUGCCCUAGGUUUAUGUCCUGCAUGGACACGCCGAGCGCCAAGCAGUGGACCCGCAUUAGGACGGCUGUCUUGACGGUUGUCGAUACUCCGGCCUUUGAGUGGUUUGUGCUAGUGCUGAUCUUUGCGUCGAGUAUCACGCUUUGCUUCGAGGACAUCUACCUGGACAGCAACAAGACGCUGAAGCGCGUACUCUACUGGACCAACUUCUCCUUCUGCCUGAUCUUCGUGGUGGAAAUGAUACUCAAGUGGCUGGCGCUGGGAUUCUCCAAGUACUUCACGAGCUUCUGGACCAUACUCGAUUUUAUCAUAGUGUUUGUAUCGGUUUUCUCGCUGCUAAUUGAAGAGAAUGAGAACCUCAAGGUUCUGCGGUCAUUACGCACACUGCGUGCCCUGAGACCCCUGAGAGCGAUCUCUCGGUGGCAAGGAAUGCGGAUUGUAGUAAACGCUCUCAUGUAUGCAAUACCAUCAAUUUUCAAUGUACUUUUGGUUUGUUUGGUUUUUUGGUUGAUCUUCUCAAUAAUGGGUGUUCAGUUCUUUGGUGGGAAGUUUUUCAAGUGCGUCAAUGAAAUGGGAGAAUUGCUGCCAAUUACUGAGGUGAACGACAAGUGGGACUGCAUUGAGCAGAACUACACGUGGAUCAACUCGAAGAUCACCUUCGAUCAUGUGGGCAUGGGCUACCUGGCCCUGCUACAGGUCGCAACCUUCGAGGGCUGGAUGGAGGUGAUGGCGGAUGCCGUGGACGCCCGGGGCGUGGACCUGCAGCCGCAGCGGGAGGCCAAUCUCUAUGCUUAUAUUUAUUUUGUUAUAUUUAUUGUGUGCGGAUCGUUCUUCACACUCAAUCUGUUCAUUGGAGUUAUCAUUGAUAACUUCAAUAUGCUCAAGAAGAAGUAUGAAGGAGGAGUGUUGGAAAUGUUUCUCACCGAAUCUCAAAAACACUAUUACACGGCUAUGAAAAAAUUGGGACGAAAGAAACCACAGAAAGUUAUUAAGCGACCUAUAAAUCAUUUUUUAGCUAUGUUUUAUGAUUUAUCCAAUUCGAGAAGGUUCGAGAUUGCGAUCUUUGUACUGAUUUUUCUCAACAUGCUUACCAUGGGCAUCGAGCACUACGAUCAACCGCAUGCGGUCUUCUUUAUACUGGAAGUGAGCAACGCCUUUUUCACCACGGUCUUUGGUCUGGAGGCCAUUGUCAAGAUUGUGGGACUACGCUAUCAUUACUUCACGGUCCCAUGGAACGUAUUCGACUUCCUUCUGGUGCUGGCCUCUAUCUUCGGCAUUCUAAUGGAGGACAUCAUGAUCGACCUGCCGAUCAGUCCGACACUACUGCGCGUCGUCCGAGUAUUUCGUAUAGGGCGCAUCCUCCGACUGAUAAAGGCGGCCAAGGGCAUAAGGAAGCUGCUUUUUGCGCUGGUAGUGUCGCUGCCAGCUCUCUUCAACAUUGGUGCCUUGCUGGGACUGAUUACCUUCAUCUAUGCCAUACUGGGCAUGUCGCUCUUUGGGCACGUGAAGCUGCAGGGCGCCUUGGACGACAUGGUGAACUUCCAGACCUUCGGGCGGAGCAUGCAGCUGCUCUUUCGGCUGAUGACUUCAGCCGGAUGGAACGACGUUCUCGAGUCGCUGAUGAUCCAACCACCCGACUGCGAUCCCUUUUUCAACCGGCAGACUAAUGGCGACUGCGGCCACCCUUUGCUGGCCAUUACUUACUUUACGAGCUUUAUCAUUAUCAGCUACAUGAUUGUGAUCAACAUGUACAUUGCCAUAAUUCUGGAGAACUUCAACCAGGCGCACCAAGAAGAGGAGAUUGGGAUUGUCGAAGACGACUUGGAGAUGUUUUACAUACGUUGGUCCAAAUAUGAUCCACAUGCCACCCAGUUUAUACACUUCUCGCAACUGUCCGAUUUUAUUGCCUCUCUCGAUCCACCAUUGGGCAUCUCGAAGCCUAAUAAUGUCGCUCUAGUGUCAUUUAAUCUGCCCAUCUCUAAGGGUAAUAAAAUACACUGUCUCGAUAUUUUGCACGCGCUCGUGAAGCACGUGCUAGGUCAUGUCGAGGAGACCGAUAACUUCAAACAGUUGCAGGAACAAAUGGAUGUCAAGUUCAAGAAACAGUUUCCAACGCGCAAAGAAUUGGAAAUUGUUUCGUCGAUGCGGAUCUGGAAGCGCCAGGAAAAGGCGGCCAAGACCAUACAGACCGGCUGGAAGGACUAUUUGCGGCGCAAAAAUGAAAAAAAGCGCUCCAAUUCCGCCGACAGUGCCACCCAAACCUCCAGCCCCGGCGGAUGGCAAUCGAAGCUCUCGGCUCUAAACUUUUUCCAUCUGCAGGUCAGUCGUCGGGGAACCGCCUGCUCCAGUCGUGCCUCAUCGCGGAAGUCCUCGCGUGCCUCUGAUGGCUCCGAUCUGAGUGAGCUGGCCGGGCCCUGGCUGAAUCUGCCGCUGAUGCUAGUCUCGGGGGCCGACGAUGUCGUCAAGGAUAUCAAGCAGCAAAGUGACGAUAUGGGCAAACGCAUCCUUCAGUAAUAACUUAAGUCGAAGAACAAUGUCAAGUGAAUCUAAUAUUAAACCCAAUUCAAUCGGGAAAUAAUAUACUAUCCAGAAGAUAGCACUAGAAUCGAAGUGGAAUCGUAAUCGAACUAAUCCAAACCAAACCAAACCAAAUCGAAAUCAAUCAGCAAUCAGCCAGAUGAACCGCAGUCCUACCUAACGAAUAACUUUUAUUGUUGUGAACUAAUGAUUAGUUAAUUUAUUAUAUGAUUUAGAGUAGCUUAAAUCAAAACCAACUUGCAACAAUUGUGGUCUCCUAUGAAACAAAAUAACAAACCAGUAAGCUUCCACAAGAACUCUAUUUUAACAUAAUGAUUUACACUUUACAACUAUGUACGUGACAUCUUUGUACAACUUUGAUAAGGGCUUGGCCCUGGGCCAAGUUUCCAAGAAACUUGUCAUGUUUUUGUUAUAUUUUAAGUGUUGUUCUCUCGCUCUUAAGUCGUCAUUGUGAUCGCAUUAAGUUUACACAUCGAACACGAGUUUUGCGGUAUGAUUAUUAUACAUAGUACUAUACGGGGAAAACCGAAACCGAAAUACACCAGCAGCCUUCAAAGCAGUGCACACUCCACUCGACUUUUUUUUACUCUUACUCUUACUCUAUUUUCGAAACCUAACAACAACAGACAAUCAGACAGCGAUUGAUAGUAAAUUGAAAUUCUAUGGUACCAACUAAAUCAUUUUCUCCAAGAACAAACAAAAUAUCGUACACACAACAAAUUAAUUGUGAUUUUAACUGCAAUUUUUACACACAAAAAACAACAAGAACAAGCAAAAUAAUA